AUGGAGUCGUGCGCACUUUUGACCGACGAGAUUGUCGUCGGUAUCUUUAAGGACGCCAUCAAGAGUUCGGAAUGCCGUCGUGGCUUUAUUCUUGAAGACUUUCCACGAACGGUCGUGCAGGCGAAUGACCAGACGGAUGGAGUGACGGCUUGUAUUGUGGCAUCCAUUCAUCACGUUUAA
Messenger RNA from Peronospora matthiolae, 180 nucleotides. The record is from the annotation of a GenBank genome assembly. Lineage: Eukaryota; Oomycota; Peronosporomycetes; Peronosporales; Peronosporaceae.